This is a messenger RNA of Ictidomys tridecemlineatus (thirteen-lined ground squirrel), 744 nucleotides long. The record is from RefSeq and is a predicted model, not a curated record. Lineage: Eukaryota; Metazoa; Chordata; Mammalia; Rodentia; Sciuridae.
CACUUCUGGGGCCCAGUAGCCAACUGGGGUCUCCCCAUUGCUGCCAUCAAUGACAUGAAGAAGUCUCCAGAGAUCAUCAGUGGACGAAUGACAUUUGCCCUCUGUUGCUAUUCUUUGACAUUCAUGAGAUUUGCCUACAAGGUGCAGCCUCGAAACUGGCUUCUCUUUGCGUGCCAUGCAACAAACGAAGUAGCCCAGCUCAUUCAGGGAGGACGGCUUAUCAGAUAUGAGAUGACUAAAAAGGCAUCUGCAUAGAAGUGGAAGGAACAAGCUCUUGAAAGGACAGCACCCCAGCUACUGCUGCAGAGUCACAGAUUCCAUCAGCAUGAAUAGGAGGAAAUGUGGAAUGCUAUUUUUACUAACUGUACCAUUUUUAUAGAUAUAGCUGGGAGUCCCUAAACAAAUUCUCUGCUGCCUUACAAGUACUGAAUAUUUUUUCUUCAUAGAGUAGCUCAAAAUAUGCAAUUAACUUAAUAAUUUCCAAUGAUGGUUUUAUCUGUAUUCAUACACAUAUUAUCUGUUGGGAUUUGCUUAAUGAAAAACUGAACAGCAAAAUUUUAUAAUACUCACAUUUAAAUACUCAGACUUCUUGACUUUAAUGACUGCAAGAUAUCCAACAACUUAACACAUACCUAAAAUCUGAUCUUCAGUGUUUGAAAAACUGUCUUGUAUUUCCAUGCAGUAUGUACAUUGAGAUGCUGUAACUUAAAUGGCAAUAAAUGAUUUAAAUAUUUGUUAUAUGAA